UAGGCGUGAUAAACCCAGGAUUUAUCUGAAGAAUGAGCUAAUCUGGACACGUGACAAAUCUUUAGCCGACCUCGGUUACUCGCUCUACAGCGUUUGGGACCGAGCCACGUGGUGCACCUGAGGGGCCUUUGGGUCAUUUAACUAUAAAGCCAUCCAAACUCGCGUCGUGGCAGUGAGUGAUUGGCCAAGACGCUGACUCAUACAGAAUAUCGUGAUUCAGUGCGGCUCGCAUACAAAGAGUCUUGUGUAUUAAACCACCGAAGGCGCAGUGAGGAUGGAGGUAGUAGGGUUUAAUACUGUCUUUGUUAGCUUUGCCGCUCUCUCUUUCGCAGAAGCCGAAACCUCAGGCUCUGGUUCAACACGCAGAGAGGGUGAGAGAGAGAUAGAUCAGGGUCGAAGGGAAGCGAAAUCAGAUACCUCUCUAUGAUGGCGGAUGCUGCGAUUUGUGGUGCGGGGGGCAAAACAGUUGAUGAUGGGUUGCCGGAGUCUUCAGCGCCGUCUUCGAACGGAUCUCCGUUCCCGAGAAAAAUCAAAUUCCAUCUCGCGAGGAAUCCCUUCGCAGGCUUCUCUAAUGGUGGCGGUGAUUUUUGGCUCGAGACUCUGAACCCCAAUUCGGAAACUCAGAGACCCGGGUGUGGCCCGGGGCGUUCGAUUGCGAAGAAAUCGGAUGGUUCUGAAGUUGUUGAAAGUGGGUUGGAUCCGGAGAUCAGUUUGGGGAUUACCUUCCGUAGAAUUGGCGCUGGUUUGGAAAAUCUUGGAAAUACUUGUUUCCUCAAUUCAGUAUUGCAAUGUCUGACGUACACUGAGCCUUUAGCAGCAUACCUGCAAAGUGGCAAACAUCAAACAUCAUGCCAUAUUGCUGGAUUUUGUGCAUUAUGCGCUAUUCAGAAACAUGUUAGCCGUGCUCUGCAAUCAACUGGGAGAAUAUUAGCACCAAAGGAUCUUGUCUCAAAUUUGCGGUGCAUAUCUCGAAACUUCCGAAAUGCUAGGCAGGAGGAUGCACAUGAAUACAUGGUGAAUUUGCUGGAAUCAAUGCACAAAUGUUGCUUGCCUUCAGGAGUGCCCAGCGAAUCUCCCAGUGCUUAUGAGAAAAGCUUGGUGCACAGAAUUUUUGGUGGUCGCCUCCGAAGUCAGGUUAAAUGUAUGCAGUGUUCCUACUGUUCCAACAAGUUUGAUCCAUUCUUAGAUUUGAGUCUUGAAAUAGUCAAAGCAGAUUCCUUGCAUAAGGCACUUGUGCACUUUACCGCCACUGAGCAGUUAGAUGGAGGGGAAAGACAGUACCAGUGCCAACGAUGCAAGCAAAAAGUGAAGGCUCUUAAACAGCUCACAGUCCACAAAGCACCUUAUGUCCUUACCAUCCAUCUGAAGCGGUUCGCUUCAUAUGAUCCUGGUCAAAAGAUUGACAGGAAAGUUCAUUUUGGUCCCACAUUGGACUUGAAGCCUUUUGUCAGUGGUUCCUAUGAUGGAGACCUGAAGUACACUCUUUAUGGGGUUCUGGUUCAUGCCGGCUGGAGUACCCAUUCAGGCCACUAUUACUGCUUUGUUCGGACAUCAACUGGCUUGUGGUACUCUCUCGAUGACAACAUGGUUGUGCAAGUUAGUGAGAGGACUGUUCUGGAGCAAAAGGCUUACAUGUUGUUCUAUGUACGUGAGAGGAAAAAUUUUACUUCGAAGAUACCUGUUGAUAUUCAGAAAGGAAGUUUGAAUAUGAAUGGGAUGGGAAAUAAAACACAUUCCUCUUCCAACCAAUCUGUAAAAGAAACUAUUCAAAAUGGUCAAAUUGCGAAAAGAUUAAAUGGUGUGGCAGUUUCUGUUGCUGUUGCUCAAAGAGAUGCAUUAAGUGUUAAUUCAUCAAAGGAGACCCUGCACAAGGAUGCACGUGUUCUAGCUCAAAGAGAUUUAUCAACUGUUGGUUCAUCAACAGAGAUCCUGCUGAAGGAAGCACCUAUUCAGAAAAUUGAUAGCCCUGCAGCAUCUGUGAAGACAGACCCUGUACUAGAAUCUUCAUCCAAGCCACCAUUGUUGAACACAGUAAAAGGGCUCCCUGAGGCAAAGCCAGAUGUUGAAGAACGUUUUCUAUCAUUGCCUCCAUGUGUUAAGGUCAGUCAUGAGACUUCUAAUACCGUUAAUCAACUGGUCUCGAUGGCUGGUAGCAAAAUUACAGGCUGUGAUGAGGAUAAAAAUUCUAAAAAAGAUCUUGGUUCCUCGGUUGCCUCACCGCCCACCUGCAAUGGCCCCCAUUAUUCUGCUAUUGUCAAGCCUGUCUUGGAAAGGACCUCUCAGGAGAUUAAUAUUGGUUCGGGUGAUGGGGAUCUGAAAGUAGUUCCAUCCAGGAACCAUGAUGCUGAAAUGGUGGAAAAAAUUGACAUGGUCAUGUCACCAAAACAACCAAGCAGAAAGCCUAGUCAGGUUGAAUGCAUUAAAAAUGGAAGUGAUGCUGUUGAUUCAGUCAGUGAAAAGGCUGAUCAUAGUGUUCAGGGAUUGGUUGCUGUUGGGUCAUUAGAGUCAUCCAUUCCAUUAGUCACGACCAGUGCAUCUUUAGACCUGAAAUCUCGUCGUUCUGUAGAUUACAAGAAAUCCAGAAUGAAGUUUGUGAAAUGUCGAGUUGCAAGCAUGCAUCUUGGCUCAAACAUCCUUUUUGGGGCAUCUUUAACCUUGCGGAAGAAGAAAAAGCACAAAAAGAGCAAACGGCGCACCAUGUGCAGUAAAGAUCUCAUUAAAGAAAACUUGUUUGAUGGAGAUUGCGUCUCAGCUGGUCUGGGACCAUCUACUUCUGAAAAAACAAAGACAAUUUCCUUGCACCCCACACUUUCUUGUAAAAAGGGGCGUCAAUCUAGGCCAAAGAAAGGGGACAAGGGUACUUCAAAGGAUGGGUUAAAGGCGUGCGGUGAUUCUUUGGCAGAAAUUAGAAAUACAGAUGAAGAAUUUAGGAGGGGAACUAGUCAGAACGGUGCUGUGCUUGCUACAGAUAAGCAAACAUCAAAAUGCGCUAGUUCUAGCUUGGCCACAAACCAGCGUGAUGCUGGGGAAGCUGAAAGUUUGGGGGAUAGCAAAAGGGCUUCAAUACAGAAUGGUUUGAUGAAUAUGCUUACCAGAGGUCUGGAUGAGAGAAUUGUUGCACGGUGGGAUGGGAUAGAAUUGUCUCCAUCUACGAAUAUGGAAUCAAGUACGAUGAAGGGUAACAGCAUUGGCUAUAUAUUGGAUGAAUGGGAUGAAGAAUACGACCAGGGUAAAAGGAAGAAGGUAAGGAAAUCAAAUAGCAUCUUCGGGGGACCAAAUCUUUUCCAAGAAAUUGCGAUGAAGAAGGCAGAGAUAAAGAAGUUGAAGAUGCACCACACCCAAUCCAACUGGGGAAACCAGCCAUUUAGGAUAUAGUGAGAGUAUCCUCAACUUGACUUGUAUGCCCUGCCAUUAAAUUUUUGUAUUUGAUUAUUGCUCCAACAGCUUGGGGAAUAAUCGCCAGUGGGAGAUCCUCAUUUUUUUUUUUUUUUUCUCUUUUGAGAGAGAGAAAGAGAGAGACACACGUGUGUUGAAGACUAUUGGCGGAAAGAGCUACCUGUUUUGAUGAAUGCCGUGACCUUUUUCUUGUCUCAUUCCCAAAAA
This is a messenger RNA of Malania oleifera, 3603 nucleotides long. RefSeq names its product ubiquitin carboxyl-terminal hydrolase 23. NCBI's taxonomy places the organism in Eukaryota, Viridiplantae, Streptophyta, Magnoliopsida, Santalales, Ximeniaceae. Gene Ontology annotation, biological process: protein deubiquitination. Gene Ontology annotation, cellular component: cytosol; nucleus. Gene Ontology annotation, molecular function: cysteine-type endopeptidase activity; cysteine-type deubiquitinase activity. The coding region runs from base 424 to 3375 and encodes 983 amino acids. The record is from RefSeq and is a predicted model, not a curated record. The transcript is spliced from 12 exons.